ACACUGACAGAUGUAGUAGUAAGUGCUUUUUAUCAGGGAAGAAAAUAGUUUUUGUAAUUAAAAUCCUAUUAGAUACAUAUUAUAUUACAUUUUAGCGCAUGACGUGUAGAAUCGUUAUUAUUAUUCAUAAAUUCAGAAUUAAAAAUAAUUAAAGGCGUAAAAUUUGUUUAUUUAAAAAAAAAAUUAAAAUGACGACUGAAAAAGAAAAUAUUUUCUUAUUCUAUCCCAACAUAAUUGGCUUUGCCAGAAUUUUUCUUGCGAUAAUAUCUUUUUGGUAUAUGCCAACAAGUUAUAUAAUCUCCGGUUGGUGUUAUAUAAUUAGUGUUGGAUUAGAUGCAAUCGAUGGACAUGCUGCAAGACACUUUAAUCAAAGUACAAAAUUUGGAGCAAUGCUCGAUCAAUUGACCGAUCGUUGUUCAACUAUGGGUUUAUUAGUAACAUUGAGCUAUUUUUACCCAAAAUAUAUGUUUUUGUUUCAAUUGUCGAUGGCCAUUGAUGUUGCAUGUCAUUGGUUAUACAUGCAAACGAGCGUAUUUGUUGGAAAAUCAUCUCAUAAAUCAUUUGACGUGAAUGAGAAUGUAGUUAUGAGAAUAUACUACCAAAAAGAUGUUUUAACAUUUAUGUGCGCCACUAACGAAAUAUUUUAUUGCUGUUUAUAUUUAUUGUAUUUUACGACCGGACCAACUAUAUUGGGUUUUUCGUUAUUUAAAAUUGCUGCAAUAUUCUGUUGUCCAUUUGCUGUUUUAAAAACUUUCAUUUCAUGCGUUCACGCAUAUGUUGCCAGUUUAGACUUGGCCGCUGUCGAUAUAAAAGAAAGAGAGGCAGCUCGAUUAAAAAAAACUGAUACAAAAUAAAUAUAAUACAUUAUAAUAUAGACCUAAUUAUAAAUAUAAAUUACAUGUACAAGAAUUUAUGUAUUUAAAAUGAAAAAAUAUUAAAUAUUAUUGAUUUACGCUUUAAUCUGCGAUUCAUAUGAUUUUGAUUCCAUAUUGAAUAUAAUUUAAUAUAAAAAAAAUAUAGUUAUUAAGGAAAAUAAUUAUUUACAAAAACAAAUGCUAUGCUGAUUAUUUACUAAAACUAAUUAAAUGUUUCGAUGGGAAGUAAUUAACGAGAACAAAAUUGUAAAGACUAUGUCUUUUAAUAAAGUACGUAAUUAAUUAAAUUAUUUAUUAAUGAAUGUUAUUAAUUUUAUGUUUAAAAUUAAGUUUUUCAAUUUAAAAAGUGGUGAUGUAGAAUGAUAGAUACAUGAAUUAUGUAUAUUUAAAAUUACUUAAAAAUGUAUGAAAAAAAUGUUUAUAACUUGUACUUUAUGUGAUUUGAUUCAAUUGUAAUUAUUUUUUGUAUAUGAAUAAAAACAUAAUUGACUAGGAUGUUAAUGGAAGGAGAAAAACAA
Molecule: messenger RNA, 1393 nt
Organism: Condylostylus longicornis
Lineage: Eukaryota; Metazoa; Arthropoda; Insecta; Diptera; Dolichopodidae
Gene: Pis
Product: CDP-diacylglycerol--inositol 3-phosphatidyltransferase
Exons: 5
Coding region: 189-854 (221 amino acids)
Biological process (GO): phosphatidylinositol biosynthetic process
Cellular component (GO): Golgi apparatus; membrane
Molecular function (GO): CDP-diacylglycerol-inositol 3-phosphatidyltransferase activity
Source: RefSeq, a predicted model, not a curated record